Plenodomus lingam JN3 is the source of this 2280-nucleotide messenger RNA. RefSeq lists its product as uncharacterized. Lineage: Eukaryota; Fungi; Ascomycota; Dothideomycetes; Pleosporales; Leptosphaeriaceae. The record is from RefSeq and is a predicted model, not a curated record.
AUGUACCUGUCUUCUACAUUUCGUGUUGUAAUAAUACUGGCAUAUUUCCUUGCGAUGUUUCCCUACAUCUAUAAGCCACUAGAUGCCGCCCGGGAGGAGAUCAGACUGAUUACGAUUCUCCCGGGGUCUCGCAACGACAAUAUCAGCAUCUCGAUUUCACACAUACCAUUUCGAAUUUCCGAAAGAGACUCAUCGAGCCGUGCAUGUCCCAAAAUUUGCUGGAGCAGCCUACAAGCAUCCUUACCAUCUGGAUGGUUAGCUGGGGAGACGCUCGAGGGUAGAACUAUAUUUCACUGCAACGGUCUGUCGAAUGAAACAUAUCCCACCGAAACUCAAAAAACAUCAACGGUACCUUAUGCUUCAUGGGACCACCCUGAUCCUACAUUUGCCCAAGCAAAGUACGAAGGAGCCUAUCCUGCAAGAAAGACUGAUCAGCACCACCCAAAAUUUGAAGCGCUUUCGUACACAUGGGGCGGAACGCAAGGCACUCGGUACAUUCAUCUUGUGGAUGGGAGCACCCUCAAGGUUGGACAGAACCUAUAUAAUGCGCUGCAGGAUCUCCGCAUGGCGUUCCAGCCCCGUGUGAUCUGGAUUGACGCUCUCUCUAUCAAUCAGGAUUGGGAAGAGGAGCGGAACCAACAGGUGAAACGCAUGCAGCACAUAUACUCUCGCGCCAGCCGUGUUGUCGUAUGGCUUGGACCUGAGUCGCAGAAUUCUACACUUGCACUGCGCACGCUAGAGUACCUUGGACAGCAAGUUGAAUAUACAAAGUCAAACUUCUGGCUGCCAGCACCGUUCCGCAAGGAGAAGGACUGGUGGCUUCCAGAGCAUCGAAUCGAUUACAGUCCCGAAGUAUGGGAUGCCAUUGUACAACUCGUACAACGCCCAUGGUUCGGCCGGCUUUGGAUCAUGCAGGAGAUACAGCUUGCGAAUCAGGAAGCGAUUGUACAAUGCGGCGACGUCGAGAUACGCUGGUAUCACCUGAGAAGGGCUUUCCUGAAGUUUCGACGCAUCACGAGCGGAAUACCACAAUUUGCUGCCGGCACCUUUGCAUUCUACAGGAUGCAUCAUCUCCUUGAUCUUGCGUUGAACAUGAAUGACGGUGGUUUUGAGAGCAUCAUGACGACAUCUCUGAACUGCCAGUGCACCGAACCUCGGGACAGGAUCUAUGGAUUGGUAGGAUUGCUUCCUCGGGCCAUGGCCAAACUCAUUGAACCCAACUAUGCUCUUCGCGUGGGAGAGGUAUAUGCGCAGACUUUGCUCCAAACAAUACGUGUCACCAAUCGCUGGCUUCCCAUGUGUAUUGAGAAAUCCGGACGGGGUCCUUGCGUGGAUGACCUUCCAUCCUGGGUUCCCCAUUACUCAGACCCCGAGACGUACAGCGCCAUCGAAGCUCCAUUGGCUUUUGCCAGUUCCUCAUCAGCAGCACAAAUUACUCACAACCCACCCAACGAGCUCGAGGUGGCUGGUGUAUUUUGUAGUGGUAUUGCCGAGCUGACGGAGCUCAUUCCUAAUGAGCCUCGAGUUGCUAUACUGAUGAUCCGCCGUUUCUGGGAGGAGACGCUAUCAGCCGGUUCAUAUCCUACCGGCGAAUAUACCCUUGAUGUGUACGCCUGGACACUGGCUAUGGGCAAAUUGAAAGAGUGCUGGACUCAGACCGACUUCGAUCCUAACCUCGCAGACGCAAAAGCAGUACUAGAAGAGCUUUACAAUGGCGAUACAGGCCACAUGGGUAAUUGUGAGAAGUGCUUCAAGCCUUGGGUGCUGCGUACAUUCCAGAGGUUGAGUGGGAGAAGACUGUUCCGUACACAGAGUGGUUAUAUGGGUAUCUGCAACAAACAUGCGCAGAUUGGCGAUCAAGUCAUAGUCUGUCUAGGCUUAUACUUUCCAAUUCUUAUUCGGCCGGCUCCACAUGGGACACAUGAACUCAUAGGCCGAUGUUUCGUUCAUGGUAUCAUGUACGGUGAAGCGAUCCUUGGACCCAUACCUAAACCUUGGAAGGUCUCGGUUAGUAGAACGACGAGCUUAUCUGGUGUUUCGGUUCUGGAACAGAGAUUCGUUAAUCUGGAAACCGAGGAAAAUACGCAUUCUGAUCCAAGACUAGGGCCGUUACCGGAUGAGUGGGAAGAGGUGGAGAUGGAGGAUGACGUGCAAAUGGGUGUAUUUUUGCAGCAUUAUAGGAGAACAGGGACCGAGGAGAUCUUCAAUUCGGACCCAAGAUUGUUUCCAGAAGCGUUGAUGGCUCGUGGUGUUAGUCUGGAGACUUUCACCUUGACAUGA